Plasmopara halstedii is the source of this 1107-nucleotide messenger RNA. RefSeq names its product glycoprotein-n-acetylgalactosamine 3-beta. The record is from RefSeq and is a predicted model, not a curated record. Gene Ontology annotation, cellular component: membrane. Bases 1 to 1107 code for a protein of 368 amino acids. The transcript has a single exon. Gene Ontology annotation, molecular function: N-acetylgalactosaminide beta-1,3-galactosyltransferase activity. Lineage: Eukaryota; Oomycota; Peronosporomycetes; Peronosporales; Peronosporaceae.
AUGUCGCUAGCGGUCCUACUCGCUCUCUUUCUUACCCUAGUCAGCUUGACUACUGAGGCGUCAUCGAAUUCAUCUCAAUCAAAAGAAAAUCUCUGUGCAUUUGAUCGCGAGAAUGCGCAACAAGUGAUCGAAUUGCUUAACGUCAAACCGGAACUGGCACCGUUUCAUCACAACACUUUGUAUCCUCGCAUUCUUUGUUUCGCAAUCACAUAUUCCGUGCAGCAUUCGACACGCGUUCAAGCUGUAGCGGACACGUGGGGACAAAGGUGUAACUAUCUCAUUUUUUUCAGCAACAUGAGUGAUGCGAUCAUAGUGGGCGCAAACACUUCGGCUGAACGUCAAUUUGACGUAGUACAACUUGACAUCAUCGCUGAUCAUGCACAUUUGUGGCUGCGUACAAGAGCUGCACUCAAGUAUAUACACAAUCACUUUCGUCAUGACUACGACUGGUUUUACAAGUGCGACGACGAUACAUACGUAAUUGUUGAGAAUUUACGCGCCUACCUGAAUAGACCAGAGAUCUUGCAACGAGUUUCCCAAGAGCCCAUGCAAGUCGGACAUCGUUUAAGUAUGCCCUUGAACACAUUAGACUUUUACAUAAAGGAUGAAAGUUUGCGAUUGAAGUGGCAUUCACGUUGGAAUCGUAUGAUCUACAAUUCAGGUGGGGCAGGGUAUGUCGUAAAUCGAUUGUUUCUCGACAAGUUUGCCGAGUCCUUGCCUAUGAAAACAUGCUUGUCUGACGAAGAAAGUAGCAGAAUGCCAGAGGACGCAGGUGUGUCGUUUUGCAUGAUGUGGAAUAAUGUUUUUCCUUGGGAUACAAGAGAUUAUCGUGGUCGAGAUAGAUGGCAUGCACUUGAUCCGAGACAUAUCUUCAUCAAAUGGGUUGACCCAACUAUAUGGCAUAUACGGUAUCACGAAGAUAUUGGCGGUGUGGGAUCGCAAGGUGAGAGUGCUGCUCCAGACAGCGUCGCAUUUCAUUAUGUCCAGCCGCCAUUAAUGUACCAUCUUGAACGGAAGUUGUAUCUUUGUCAUUCGGAAUUUGAUGAUAUUGCAAUGUUCAAUGAAAACUAUGGACUUGCUAUCGGAGAAAAGGUUAUGGUCUUAUAA